This is a messenger RNA of Trichechus manatus latirostris (Florida manatee), 1419 nucleotides long. It is a transcript of the gene SLC18A1, whose product is annotated as solute carrier family 18 member A1. Lineage: Eukaryota; Metazoa; Chordata; Mammalia; Sirenia; Trichechidae. The transcript is spliced from 12 exons. The record is from RefSeq and is a predicted model, not a curated record. Gene Ontology annotation, cellular component: synaptic vesicle membrane; terminal bouton. Gene Ontology annotation, biological process: transmembrane transport; aminergic neurotransmitter loading into synaptic vesicle. Gene Ontology annotation, molecular function: serotonin:sodium:chloride symporter activity.
AUGUCCACCACAGCCAAAGUGCCCAUUGUGCCCACCUUCCUGUACGCCACAGAGUUCAAACAAGUCAACACUUCUCAGUACCUGGGUCCUGCCAUGACUUCCCAGCAUGCCCUCACUUCGUCUACCUUUUCUACCAUCUUCUCCUUCUUUGACAACAAUACCAUGGCUAUUGAAGAAACUGCGCCCAGUAGCACAGCAUGGAUGAAUGACACUUCUGGCACCAUUUCCCCUCCAGUCACUGAAGCCAUCUCAGUGCGUAAAAACAACUGCUUGCAAGGCACAGAGUUCUUGAAGGAAGAGAACAUACGGGUCGGGUUUCUGUUUGCUUCAAAGGCUCUGAUGCAACUUCUGGUCAACCCAUUUGUGGGGCGUCUCACCAACAGGAUUGGAUAUCACAUUCCCAUGUUUGCUGGCUUUGUUAUCAUGUUCUUCUCCACAAUUAGUAAGUAAUUUUUCCUUCCCCUUUUCUUCCCUUCGAGCUUCCGUAUGCUAACUCCAUCUGUUCCUCUCUCUUCAGGUCUUGGAAUGCUGGCAAGUGUCUACACCAAUGACUAUGAACGGGGGCGUGCCAUGGGAAUAGCUCUGGGAGGCUUGGCUUUGGGACUGCUGGUGGGUGCUCCCUUUGGAAGUGUGAUGUAUGAGUUUGUUGGGAAGUCUGCUCCCUUCCUCAUCUUGGCCUUCCUGGCAGUACUGGAUGGAGCACUACAGUUCUGCAUCCUACAGCCUUCAAAAAUCUCCCCUGAGAGUGUCAAGGGGACUCCGCUCUUCACACUUCUCAAAGACCCUUAUAUCCUGGUGGCUGCAGGCUCCCUCUGCUUUGCCAACAUGGGGGUGGCCAUGCUGGAGCCCACCCUGCCCAUCUGGAUGAUGCAGACCAUGUGCUCCCCCGAGUGGCAGCUGGGUCUGGCUUUCUUGCCUGGCAGUCUGUCUUACCUCAUUGGCACCAACCUCUUCGGUGUAUUGGCCAACAAGAUGGGCCGGUACGUUCCUCUGGCUCACAAUAUUUCUGGCCUCAUUGGCCCCAUUGCAGGGCUUGGCUUUGCCAUAGGCAUGGUGGAUUCCUCUGUCAUGCCCAUCAUGGGACACCUAGUAGACCUGCGCCACACCUCUGUGUAUGGGAAUGUCUAUGCCAUCGCUGACGUGGCUUUUUGCAUGGGCUUUGCUAGACCAGAAGAGAUGUGCAAUGUUUUCUCUUCCUGCCCCUCACUGCAGGCAAUUCUGAGCCAGGACUGCCCCAUGGAGACCCGGAUGUACGCAACCCAGAAGCCCACAAAGGAGUUUCCCCUGGGGGAGGACAGCGACGAGGAACCUGGCAGUGCGGAGUAGCAACAGCUGGUUCCUGAGCCUUGGCACAUGGGGUGCUCAACUGGCUUUACUUCUCUCUUCCCUGGGAAUCUCCUUUCCUCCCCUCCCACAGGU